Molecule: messenger RNA, 357 nt
Organism: Emericellopsis cladophorae
Lineage: Eukaryota; Fungi; Ascomycota; Sordariomycetes; Hypocreales; Bionectriaceae
Exons: 2
Coding region: 1-357 (118 amino acids)
Source: RefSeq, a predicted model, not a curated record
AUGGCGCUCCUUCGUCACGCUGCUGCGCCCCUGCGCUCCGUGCGCUGCCUCCGCACCACACCCACGACCGCCAGAUCUUUCUCCCUCACGACCCGACGACAAGGUGGCGGUGGCGGCCAGCAGUUCGACCCUCCGACCGGCUGGCUCUGGGGCGUGAAGCCUGGCGAGAAGCCCGAGCCCGAGGGCUGGGAAUGGCCCAUGUACAUCUUCUGCGGUAGCAUUGUGGUUACUGCCAUUGCAAUGGCGUACAAGCCCGACACAACUGUUUCUACCUGGGCCCUCGAGGAGGCGAGGAGGCGGUUAGAAGCCGAGGGCAUUCUGCCCGACCCAAGCUCAUCUGGCGACAACAAGAACUGA